Molecule: messenger RNA, 9687 nt
Organism: Aplysia californica (California sea hare)
Lineage: Eukaryota; Metazoa; Mollusca; Gastropoda; Aplysiida; Aplysiidae
Product: chromodomain Y-like protein 2
Exons: 8
Coding region: 417-2402 (661 amino acids)
Cellular component (GO): nucleus
Molecular function (GO): transcription corepressor activity
Source: RefSeq, a predicted model, not a curated record
AUUCUGUAGUGUAAUCAGGAAUCCACUUCCUUCUCUAAAUUUGAAUGUUGUAUUGAUUUUCUCUCUAUGUUUAUUUUCUUUUUCUUUUUUUUUUUGUCAUUGAGUGAGCGGUUUUCUUCAUCCAAGGUGUGGUGAAGUUUCUGCUCUACAUCAGAUCCUCUGCUCAUCGUCAUCAUGACAGUGCACAUAACACUUAGGCUGAAUAGCAACAUCAGUAUCUUCAAAUCUUCUUGCUUCUAGUAGGAGAAAAAGUGGAAAAGAUAUUAGGCAAAAGAAUUUUACCCAGUAAACAAGUUGUGUACUUGGUACGCUGGAGAGGUUUUUCAUCAGACCAUGAUUCUUGGGAACCGUCCAAAAAUCUCAAAGCGUGUAGGCCCCUCAUUGUAAAAUUUAAUAACGAAAAUCUUCUAAAUAAAAUGCCCGAAGGGUCGCCAGUACCAGUUACCCCGUUGAAGAAACCUGGCUCUCACAAGAAAGGAGAGAAGUCUCCAGAGAAAAUGCUUCGGGACAAGACUGAUGUUAGUCCUAUUGCUUCAGAUGAAAAAAAGGCGAGCAAAGUUUCAUUAAAAUCACCCAAAGAGACUGUCAAAUCUUUGAAAGCCUGUGAAGAUAAAAGUAAUGAGAAUGUUCUAAAAGACAGAGACUCUUCAAACAUUGUAUCUCAGUUGUUAGGAAAAAGUGCAAGUAAAAAUAGUAAAAAAACUAAAGGUGAUAUAGAAAAUAAACAAGAUAAACCAUUUUCAAACAAAAAAACAGUGAAGAGGAAGUUUGAGGAGACUGUUGAAGAUGCUGAAAAAGAUCUAGGGCCUAACAAACCAAAGAAGCACAAACCGGUGAAAACGAACACAACUCCUGGAGCUUCAGAGGUCGAACCAGAAGAAGCUGCUGUAGUGGAGGAAGUUAGUGAUGAGGAAACAGAUGAUGAUGAUAUUCUAUAUUCCCUCACUACUGAUUGUGAUAGUGUACAUAGUGUAGAUGAAACAGAGGCCCUAAAAAAUUCCAGUGAAAUUUCCAAGAAGAAGCCCAAAGAUACCUCAAAGUCAAAGAAAAGUGUGGGACUUUCUGGCGCUGUCGUGAUACCUGGAUCUGGAGCUGAAUCCAGUUCUGUUCCUGGAACUGCCAAAAAGAAUGGAGGAAAGAAAAAAAAGAUGUCACUUAUGGACUCCAAAAAACAGUCAAAGGACUGGAUAGCAAAAUCAGGUCUCAUUCGCUCCGCCUCGCCACCUCCUCUGUUUACGGCAGUGAAACACUUGAUGGGUGACCCAAACACAGACGACCCGUCAAAACCGUCGGGGAACUCCCUGCCUGACCCUGUGUCACCGGAGGCUUCAGAAACCUACUUGGCUGACGUGCCAUCUUCCUACUCAUUGGCAGCAGAGGAACCUGUGACAGAGGAACAGCCACUCAGCCCAGGCACAAUCUCAUACAAGUCUCUCUUAGACAGUCUGCCUGACCAGAUGCGUCCAGGUCAUAAGGGCUCAAAGAAGGGAAACAGUAAAGGCUUGCAUGGGGUGGGGAGGGACGGAGCCAGCAGCAGGAACAGCUUGCUGGGUGCAGGCUUUGCCAGCACGGUGGGCAGGGAGCCUGUGGAGAGGAGAACGAGCGUGCGCACCACCGAGUGUGCCUUCCGCUACAAGCAGAUUGUGGUGAAGAAGUGCUGCCGCUACACACAGGUCUGGCUCAACACACAGACUGUUAUGCAGAACGCGUUGAACCCCCAGGUAAUCCAAGAAAUGGUAUCAGCGCUGAACUCUGCGAAGUACGAUGACAGUCACUUGGUGCUCUUCUCAAGCCUGGGCAACGUUUUCUGUUCUGGCACAGAUUUACACUUUCUAGUCUCCGGUGAUCGACGGAUGGCAGCUCGACAAAUGGCAGACAGUAUUCGAGAGCUGACCAAAACCUUUAUCACAUUCCCCAAGCCGAUCAUUGCUGCAGUGUCUGGGGCGGCUGUGGGUUUGGGCGUGUCCCUUCUGGCGCUGUGUGACGUGGUCUACGCCAGCGACAAGGCGUCCUUUCAUCUGCCGUACUCACAGCUGUCACAGACACCAGAGGGCUGCUCCUCCUUCACUCUGCCACUCACUCUAGGAUUGCCUUCUGCCAAUGAACUGCUGUACGGUGGGCGAAAGAUCACGGCCAUGGAGGCGUAUCAGCUGGGUCUGGUCUCCCAGGUGUUCUGGCCCACGCUCAUGAUGCAGGAAGUCAUACCCAGGGCUCAGAACAUGGCCACCUGCUCUGCCAAGGCGUUGGAAGCAACGAAACUUUUGAUUCGUAGUCACCACCGCACAAAGAUGGAGCUGACUAAUGAGACAGAGUGCAAUCUUCUGCUUGAGCGCUGGUCUUCGGUGGACUGCCAGCAAGCAGUGGAGGCGUACCUAAGCAACGAGAAGAAUCUCUCUUUUUAGUGGUCUCAUCAUCCCUGGAUGUUCAUUUUUAUGUGCACUUACAUGCUCAUGUACACAGAACCAGCAAAAAAACAUAUUUGAAGUGUCAUAGCUGUGUACAUUGUAUGUAAUAGUACAUAAUUAACAUUCAAACCACCAGCAAAUGUAUGUUUUUAAGUCAGUGUUGACCCCUCCAUGUACAUCCAUGAUGUUCUUUUUCUGUGCAUAUUGUAAAGCCCAUUGAAUUUGUCUUAAUUUAUGGAGAGUAUGAAAUUGCUCAUAUCAUUUGUGGGACUGAAAUAUAAGUUGUGUUCAGUGGGUUUAUAGGGAUGAAACUUCUUUGUGGAUGAGCUCUAACCAUUUUUCCUUAUAUUCUUCAUUUCAUAGAGGCCUGGAUUUUUUUUUCUCCUAUUUUCUUCAGAUUGGCGUACAAAAUUAGCGUCUUAUUGAGUUGUAAUGAUAGCCAAUCUUGCUUAUUUUCUCAUUACUCUUUUGUAUUAUAUAUGCCCUUGGCAGCAGGCACAAGUGAUGUGAAUUUGCUCUUAAUUCUUGCUCGGGAAAGCUAUUGUAUCGGAUUUGCACAAUUUUAAUGUUGAGGUGUGUCUUGCGCAGCCUAGGUUGGUCCUGAUGUUCAGGGGCGAAGCAAUCCUCGUCAGGAAUGAAAAAAAUUGUGUUGAGUGAGCUGUAAGACAGUGACAAGAUUUUACAACCAGAGUGGAGUCUGCUUAAACUGAAAUCUGCUGGACUGCUGGAUUUUAAAAAAUUUUCAGUUUAGAGAGAUUGUUCAAAUAAGGAAGUAACAAAUUGGGAAUACUAUUUUCUUUCGGCUUACUGUUGUGUUUGGAGUAAUUGUUUUUGGUUCAAGCGGAUUUCAUUGUUAUUUUCUCGUAACUCAUUACUUAGAAUUGAUUUUACUAGUCAAGUUUUUUGGGACGCUUUACUCAGCAGGGCUGUCUUGACCUGUAUGUAAAAGGUCAUGUUCAUGCAAUGUAUGCUCCUUGAGUGCUGCCGAUGAUGAAUGGCUUUGGAAUGUGUACAUGUCAUUCCAGAGACGAUAGAUAUUAAGUGUUCAUCAGCCCUUCUUUUACACUAUUCUUGUUAUUGGCGCCUCACGCCAACUGUGCUUACAAUAUAAUGAGCGUAACCCCAUAAAACUAAGGGUUAUACAUUCUAAAGUCUGUAUUGCGAGUUUACAUGAAGCCUUUAAUGCCGGUGGUUCUCUCAUGCAUUUCUCUGUUCUUUAUUCCUUCAAUAAAAGUUAAUGAAAUAAUUGGUAAGUUGAUGAAGUAAUAAGAUGCAUAUGUAUCUUCAAUGUCGUGUCCGUUUUUAAAAUUUACUCUUUUUUUAAUGCUGUGUAGUAUGAAGGAGGGGUCUGUUUGUAGGAAUGCAACAGCCCAAUAAUUCUACCUCUUCUGCAGUAAUUUCAAGUCUUAGUGCUGCUGGUAAAUAAAAGGGCACUAUGUUUGCAUUAAUGAUUAAUGCCAACCGGGUAUGGACUGAUGCAUACAGAUAUCUUGAAAUAGCUCAGAUCUGAGCUCUAGUCACAAACAGUGUCACUUGUAUCACCCAUUUAAAUUCUUUGUGAGUCUCGAACACACAAGUUUGUGUGUACCUUGAGUUCCGCAUCUACUGUUUCUGUGUAUUGGGUCUCAGCCAUAAGCAACACACGUCCUUAUUGCUCUAAAUUACUUUUAUGAUGGUGCAAAAUGUUUAUUAUGGUGAGCAAUCAUUGCAUCUUAGUGCACUAAAUAUUUUUUCAUUCCUCUACAUGGUUUUAUUUGGCCAUGUUCUCCACCGGUGGGUCCAUGCUGCACACACGUUGUGCUCGUCUGUCCUGUAACAUUGUGCUGGGUGGCACGGGUGCAUCGUAGGGAACCCCUGUCCAGUGCCUUUUCUCCUCCUGCGUGAUACUUGGUACAAGUGUACCAGAUGCUCCACAUGGUACAGUGUUGACUGCGUGGCAUCAGUUGACAUGUCACUGCAUACAAAGACUAACCUGUACAAUUGUUCAUGUGAGGAAAAAAAUCCUCCUAAUUCAGACCUCUUCAUUGUUAAGAUGCCGUUUUGUUUGUCAAGUCAGUUUGGUGAAAUAGUUGUUAUACUUCCCUGUUGAUGCAGUCUAUGUAUUACAAUCAUUCUUCUGUGGAGAUCGGGAUGGCUUGUCCUAAUUGGACCAUUGUACUUUUGGCUGAAAUUUGGAAACGAAAUAAAUAUAUAUAUAUAGUAUUGGAAAUGGAAAUGAUAGUCCAGUUACUGGGAGAUGAAAUGCAUACCAAAUGACAUAUAGAAUGAAAUAUAGAAAUGACAUAUAGAAUGAAAUAUAGAAAUGACAUAUAGAAUGAAAUAUAGAAAUGACAUAUAGAAUGAAAUAUAGACGGUUGUUAUUGAUCUUGAAAUAUAUAUACGAGAAAUGGAUGAGGAAAAAUAAAUAAGUGUAAGAACUAUAACGUGUCAAAAUGUCAUAAGAAUGUUCAGUAUCUUUCAUUUUCCAAAGCUUAUGGGUUUGAUACCUGUUAUGUAGAGUAUACCAUUAUGUAAAUGCUGGUGUAUUUUGUUUCUUCUAACAGAUUUUCUUUUUCAAAGAGAGAUAAGAACUUGUAUAUUUUUAUGCAAAUUUCUUUGUGACUUUGUGAUACCUUCUUUCAUUUUGAAAUGCUAUGCUUUUCUUGAGUUGACUGUUUCUUUGCGAUGUCUGGAUCUGCUCCCUUGCACCGAAGUGGCCUGGUUGUGUCCUUCUUGCUGUGAAAACAAAACCCACUCUCGGCACUUACUCCCCAUCCCCGCUUGUUUUUAUGGGUUUCUAGUUGUUCCUUUUCAGUGAACUGAAAAGGGAAUUAAAUCCUCUUGUGUCGUACCCUAUUGAUCACCUUUACAGUCUCAUUAUAGUGUGUUUAUGUUGAGUUCUUCCUGGAAGGAUUAUGCUACAAUUGUAGAUGACAUGGUUUCUGUUUUCAUAGAUGUUAUUUUGUUGAAGGGCGUAUGAUCAUUGAACAAUCCACCUGAGAGUGCUGUUGAGUCUUAAGAGUGUAUGAUCAUUGUACAAAUCCGCUUUGUGAAUCGUAUGCAGGUUCCACAACAUAUUGCUGUACAUAAGUCUUGUUUCAUUCCUCUCAAUGCCUUUGACAAAAAAAUGUGAUGAUGACAGUGUGUUUUAACCUCCCUUCUCCUUGUAGUUUAGCUCCCUAGGCAUCUUGCCGGCCAUAGCCCUCCCAAGGGAAAGUGUGUAUGAUAUUACAGUGUCGUGCAGCAGUGGUUUUGUUUGCGUGUUGAUGAAGGAAGUAUGAUCGUUUCUUUUUCUGGUAUUGCUAUCAACUUUUAAGUUAUGAAUUUGUUUGAAUGUUUGAAGCUGCUAGUUGAAAUGGGUAGCACACUUGAGUUUUGUAUGCAACCAAAGUAUAUAUUUUAUGCUUAUUUGAGUAAGCGUAUCGGGUAAACAUUAGCUCAGUAUUUGAGCAUGGUGUGUUGACUUGACUGAAUGCAUGGUAUAGUCUGACUGAGGAGUGUUCUGUGGCUUUUGUCUUGUGUGGAGCGGGUAAGAAGUUUGUGAAGUUCGGUAUUCUGGCCAUCUUUUCUGUAGUCAUUAUUGUUGAGGUCAAAGCAUUUAGUAUACAGUUCUUGUCAAAGAAUUUUUAAUUUAUUUUUGUGACAGCAGCAUGAAUUGUGUUAGUUAUGUCAUUACAGAUUCACAUGAUAAAUAGAAGCGAUGACUCUUUGUCACUAUCACAUGAAUAUCUGUGACGCUGCAACUUUAAGGAUAUUUUGGCAUAACAGUGCUUCCAGUUAGCUCACAAGAAAUGAAUUUCAGGUAUCUAUUUGUUUUAGAUUGCUGGCGAUUGUCAUUUAGUUAUUUGUAUUUCCAAGAAGUUUUAUAUAUACUAUUAUAUGAGUAUGCUGUAUUGGUAGGCAUGUGUUAAUGGUUUUGGGACACUGACUGGCCAAGUCUGAAGUUCAAUGAAAAUGUUUGUAAUUUCUGAUCUUUGAACAAAAUGGUCUACAUCAGGUGAAGACGUAGGUUCACCCUUGAAGCUAUACAAAUGGUGCUAAAAUAAAACAGGUUUCGUGCUGGAUUACUUAAAGAGGGACAGAAUCGGACUUAAUCUGUCUCCGGUCAAUAGCACUCUCCCUGAGUUGGCCUCGUUGUGUUCAACAUCAUUGAUACUCCGUAGGUUCGGGUCAGAUGGGUAGCCUCUGUGUUGCUGGGUCAAAAGACUGCUGGUUUUAGGUCCUUUUUUUACACUGUGUGCAAGUUUCACUUUUGGUCUGGUGUUUACUCCAAAGCCUCAUUAAAUGGGAGUUAAAUGUAUUGUUUCAAAUCUUCCUGUGAAAAAGAUGACUGAAUAUGGCUCAUGUUUAGUUGAAGUUUUAUCAAUCAGUAUUUUUGUUCAGCAUGACCUGUACAAGUGCAACCCUUCCAUCUCACGUUGCAUCUCUCUUCAUGAUUUUCAUCAUCUUUCGAGAUGUGUUUCAGGCGCCAAAAACACAUUGAAACUGAAUUUUACAGCAAAGAGACAGGCAGCGACAUUACAACAUUCAAAGCAUAUUAUUUGUCACUUUCCGUCUAUGUUAUGCAAUGCAAACAGCAGCAGCAUUUGAAUUUGCAGCAUAGUGUGGAACGUUUGCUGUUUGCUUGUGUUGCCAGGUGUAAAACUGGGGUCUUGAUAUUUCUGAGCUCAAGUUCUUGAAAAGACCAUUAUUGUAACUUUUUGUUUUAUGGUCUGAAUAGUUAAGUUAAGGUCAGAAGAAGACCCGUCAUUUGGUUUCCACUGCUUUCUGUUUCUGAUAACUGGCUCAAGCUUGCAUUUGUUCAAGGGUCAUUGGAAUAAGGAAGAAGCCAGCUUUGUGUUGAUAUUCAGGAAAUGCAAUUUUUAAAUAUUUGAAAAAAUCUUUUGAAUGUUUCCAAUACUUUGAAUUUAGUAACAUAUCUGUGAAAAAAACCCUAAACCAGUCCUAAGAUUGAGACACAGUUUGUCAUACCACAGUAUUUUGAUGGUUUAUAAAGAAGUCAGUUGAGUUACUUUGAGGUCUUAUUGCUAUUGUUCAAAAUCUGUGGUCAGAGCUGAAGGCAUGCACCUUUGCACUUUGUCUUUAGUUUGUUUGUCUUUGGAAAGAAAAAGUAGUUUGGCAAAUAUGCUGACAAAUUGUGAAAACUCUUUAUCUUGUUAUAUAAAGACAAGAUUUGAUUAAAUUCAUGAAAGCAUGAUGUUUAAAAUGGUCACAAAAGUGGGUCAGCAGGUUUCAUUAAGAAAUUUUUUCAACCAAUUUAGUUCAUUCUUUAGAGUUUAGUCGAUAAAAAGACUGGUAUUUAAACAACCUUUUUAAUGUUUACAAAGAUUCUAAGUGUCUCGAGGAAUUGGAGUUCAAUGUUGGUAUUAUUAGUUACUACAUGGUGACUCGUUGGAGUUAUCCAUUGUCUUUAUGUUCCGUCAGGACUGGACAGUUUUAACAGGAGUGUACAUUGCCGAGUUUUAAGAACACAAGGCACAUUCACAUUCCUGACAUAGCUGCUCCACAUUGUGGUCUUUUUUGUUGCGUUGCAUUUUAAUUGGUAAGGGAACAAAUAAUAUUGUUACUCUCAUGACCAAAUUUGUUUUAAGCUGUGCUAUUUUCAUUCAUCAUUAGCAAAUCAGGGCUUUGAUUUGUGACUAGAUAAACUUUGAACAUUUUCUUGUAAGUAGGCCUAGAAGUAAGUUCUUUGAGAAAAUAUAUUUGUAGUGACUAAGUAAAUAAUUUUCUGAUAUUUUGGUAGGUGGAAAUGGUUGCUCCCUCAAGGUGAACUUCUCUGAUUUUAUUAUGCCGUAGGUAGUAGUAAUAAAUACUCCCUGAAUUAGGGACAAAAGUCCUCCCCGGGUAUAAUGAGACAUGCAGUAAAAACAAAGGAGUAAUGUAACUUGUGAGUGUGGCAUGUUUGGUCUGGCCUCUCACUGUAAUCUGGUAUAUGAUUCGGUGAUGAAAUUAGAUAGGGUUACUGUGCGUUUUAUGCCUUAGCAUAUAGUUUGAGUUCCUCAAAGGGGGUGCGCCUUCCAAGUUUUACUUUUCUUUUUUUUUCUUUUAAAAACUUUUAAGUGCUGUGUACAGCAAAUGGAUAUUAUAAAUUUAAUUACCUGAAUGUGUAUGACAAGUUUAAAGUGCGUGGUAUGAAUGUAAGUUUGUGACAAAGUACUCAUCACCUUUAAUUUAUUUUUUCAUGAUUAUCCAGAUGAAGUGUGUGAAACUGAAUGCUCCGAGGAUGUCAGGUUUUUGUCAAACAGGAAGCCUGUGAAGAUGAAUACUUUUAAUGAAAAAAAGGAAGGGGGUUGGCAUAGACUAACUGUACUAAUUGAAAAUACAUAUAUUUCUAAUAUUACUUAAAAUAAUUUUUAUUUUUUACUUUCACCCUCCCCACCCCGUCCCCUAAACACACACACACACACACACACACACACACACACACACACACACACACACACACACUCACAAACACACACACACCCACACAAGCGAUACAUUUUUUUCACUGUCGCUUGAAAAGGUUAUUAUAGAACUCUGUCACAUACACAUACUAAUAGUAUACACACAGAGUAUACACUUUUGCUUCCCCGUAUUGAAUAAGAUGCAUAUGAUAUUGGUACUUUAUUCUAGAGCCUUUUUCCCUCGUCUGUUUGUUGUUGGUUGUUAUUCGAAUGGUCUGUGGUUCUCUCGACUUCAGGAACAAAAUUUCUCUCAAUACCUCAGCUGAAUCUUUUCUUUUCUGUGCCCCAGCGGUCUCUAUCCUUUAGUGUGUGCACAUAUUUCCAUCUGACUGAGAGUUGUGACACGUGUCAAAAUGUAGCUUUUGUAGUUGUAGGUUUUCCUUUUUGUGAUCUCAACCUGUACUUUGAAUACGAAGUACUGUGGAGUCCGCUUCAGAUAAACUUUUAAGGACAGACAGCAGUAGCAUCUUUCAUGUAUUUGAAUAAUUUCAAAGGGGACUGCGGGAAAUUAAGGCUGGACCUUUAGACUCUUAAAUUUAGAACAAGUAGACCAGAGACUUUUGUAAAUCACUCAUCAACAAUUUUGAACGAGAUUAUUGUUUCUUUCAGUAUUAAGACAAGUUGUCUCAAUAAGAAGGGGAAAAAAAGUUUAUUGCAAGAGGACUUCAUUGUAUUGGUCCAACCCGCGGAUUGUAAGGACUUGUGCAUGUACUUUCAGUCCUACCGAGUAGAAGUGUAAUGAAGCGAGUGUAUGAAUGUGAAAGAGGGAUGGCUCUGUGAAUGUAAUUGCUGUAUCAACUGUCUAGUCUGCCAUGUCUAAACAGUGUUCAAAUUCAAUAAAAUUGUGUAUAAAUGAA